Colletotrichum phormii is the source of this 1349-nucleotide messenger RNA. RefSeq lists its product as uncharacterized. The record is from RefSeq and is a predicted model, not a curated record. Bases 495 to 1160 code for a protein of 221 amino acids. Lineage: Eukaryota; Fungi; Ascomycota; Sordariomycetes; Glomerellales; Glomerellaceae. The transcript has 4 exons.
ACGCUAUACCACUUAGCCAACAAGGCUUGUUUCUGUGGCCGGCAGAUAGGGAAUAUGUAGCGAGGCUGGGAACGAGGGCGCAUUCGUUGUUGUCGUGGAGAGAGAGGCAGAAACUUGAAAGGAUCAGGAACUCAAAGUUGACGAACAGGCAGCAGCAGCUCUGACUGAGCCUCGCUUUUGUCUUGUUGAUUGUCUGAGUUCACAUGGUCGUCGUUUUCCCCUUCCUGUUGGAGGACCACUACACUAACAGAUGUAGCGGCUUCUCUGUUAUGGACCGCAUAUAAAGAGACGCCUAUCUGCUAAGGAUAGCGUACCUCAACCCGGACCCACCCCCACCUCGAAAUUUCUCCUUCCCAACCAUCACCAAACCCGCAGUCGCAACCCCGCCAAAAUUUGAUCGCGCAAAGGACGAGUAUCAACCCCGCCUACCGCCCAUUCUCAAUACAAGGCCGAUCGGAGGGAAACCAAAGGAGGAACAGCGACAUUGCGACGAGAUGGUCUACUACUUCACCUCUAAGGCGGUGGACCCGGCCGCCUUCAUCUACGUCGGCAAGGACAAAUUUGAGAAUGAGGAGUUGAUCAAGUAUGGCUGGGAGGAAGACGUCUGGUUCCACGUAGACAAACUCUCCUCAGCCCACAUCUACCUCCGCCUCCCGGACCCAAAGGACCCCAGCACAACAACCCCAAUGACAUGGGACGCCAUCCCCGAACCCCUCCUCACCGACCUCGCCCAGCUCACAAAAGCAAACUCCAUCGAGGGCAACAAAAAGGACAACAUCACAAUCAUCUACACACCCUGGUCCAACCUCAAAAAAGACGGCAGCAUGGCCGUCGGCCAAGUCUCCUUCAAGGACCAGCGCAAAGUGAAGAAAGUGCUCGUCGCGCAGCGCGAGAAUCCGAUUGUGAAUAGGCUGAAUAAGACAAAGGUUGAGAAAAAGCCUGAUUUGCAGCAGGAGAGGGAUGAUCGGUUGAAAGAGUUGAGGAAGAGGGAUCAGGCUUCUAGUCUUGAGAGGAAACGGGAAGAGGCUCGCGUGAUGGCGGAGCGCAAGGAGAAGAAGUGGCAAAAGGACCACGCUUAUGAUGAUAUCUUUACCGAGGAGAAUAUGGAGGCCUCGAACAACCAGAACCGCGACGAGAAUUGGGAGGACGACUUCAUGUAGUUGCGUCGUAUCCCGUCGUCUUGCAUUCAUCUUACAGCGGGAAAGAAUUUUCCAUCGUCAAUUUGUUUAGCCUCAUCGUCUGCCUCUUCCUUUCUCAAGGGUUUCCAAUGUUGAAACAGACCGUGCAUCCAUCCUGUUAGUGUUCACAUUGAUACCAUCUCAUGAUGCUCGCAAAAGACCAGUGAAUGU